UCAUGGCGCUGGCCGCUCGCUUCUGGCGCUUUCUCCCUUGGGCACGUGCCGUCUUUCCCGGACCUUGGCUCUCGACGGGUGUUGCUGGCAGCCGCGGACAAUGCUGUACUUGGCGACUCCGCGGCUCUGAGAGGAAAUUGUUUGGCAUGUAGCUGUAGAUUUGGUGUGUCCAUGAGAGGAUGGGUGUUCACGAUCCUCCUACAUUGCCAUUUUGAACCAGACCCACUGGGGCCAUUUUAGAGGCUGCUUACUACAACCAGAUUCAGAAAACCAUAUAAACAAUGGUGAUGGGAAAUCUAGGAUCUGUCAAAAGAAGCCUUUUAUUCUCAGCUUUACCUUAUUUGGGUUUUGAAACAUUUCAAGUAUUUUCCCAGGCUGCUGUGGUUCAUGCCACAGCCAAAGUCUUCAGAGUUGAAGAAAUUCUCGAACAAGCAGACUACCUAUAUGAGAGUGGAGAGACAGAAAAACUUUAUCAGUUGCUGACCCAAUACAAGGAAAGUGAAGAUGCAGAGUUACUGUGGCGAUUGGCACGGGCAUCACGUGAUACAGCUCAGCUUAGUGGGACCUCAGAAGAGGAGAAAAAACUCUUGGUCUAUGAAGCCCUAGAAUAUGCAAAAAGAGCAUUGGAAAAAAAUGAAUCCAGUUUUGCAGCUCAUAAGUGGUAUGCAAUCUGUAUUAGUGAUGUUGGAGAUUAUGAAGGCAUCAAGGCUAAAAUUGCAAAUGCCUACAUUAUCAAGGAGCAUUUUGAGAAAGCAAUUGAACUGAACCCAAAAGAUGCUACCUCAAUUCACCUUAUGGGUAUUUGGUGUUACACAUUUGCUGAGAUACCUUGGUAUCAAAGAAGAAUUGCAAAAAUGCUGUUUGCAACUCCUCCUAGUUCCACCUAUGAGGAGGCAUUAGGCUACUUUCACAGGGCAGAGCAAGUGGAUCCAAACUUCUACAGCAAAAACUUGCUUCUUUUAGGAAAGACAUAUUUGAAGUUACACAAUAAAAAGCUUGCUGCCUUCUGGCUAAUGAAAGCCAAGGACUAUCCAGCACACACAGAGGAGGAUAAACAGAUACAGACAGAAGCUGCUCAGUUGCUUACAGGUUUCAGUGACAAGAAUUGAGAAUUUUUCAGAGAAGAAAGCACAUGAAAUAUCUAAGAAACAUUGCCUUUUCAUCAGAUUACAAAGAUAAUACAUAAACUGUAACUGUUCUAUGGCUCUUUUCUCCGUUCCUUUAUUUAAAUAUACAAUAUUCUAAGUUUCUUCACAGAUAACAAAAGAAAUAAUUACAAAAAGAUUGGUAGAAACUUCUCCCUGGCUCAGAGGCAGAGAUACUGCACAUUUAGGACACCAGCCAAUACAAAGGGGUAUAAGAUUUCUAAGGAGGAUGGAUCACAUCAGAAUGGGAGAUCAAGAAAAAGCUUUGUGGAAGAGGUUUCAUUGGGGGUGUGCAUUGUCACAUUGGACUGAUGCAAAGUUAAGAUCUUGCAGAGAAGGUGCAGUGAAAAUUAGGUUAGGAUGUUGCGGGUUCUUGGUAUAAAGUAGUUAAGUGAUGGAUCUUGGAACCAACCUGCAUAAGGAAAAACCUUGUCAGGAGAGGAUGGAAAAUGGAGUGAUUUUUUUUUUUUUUUUUUUAAUGUGACAUAGUCUCACGAGUGAAUUGAUUCUGUCACUAGACAAAGCCCAGAUUCUCUUCCCUAAUAUGGUGAAAGGAACACAGAAUUAAAGGUUGAAAUAGAAAUGAAGAUGUUUUAAAUAGGCAGGACAGUAUUACUUGAGGCUGGGAUGCCACCACUGCAGAACUGUUUUAUAAAAAGGAUUAUCUUGAAUGUCACUUAGAUAAAUCAAGAGUGCAUGCAUAGGUGGGUUUUCCCCAAAGGAUUUGGGAAUUGUAAUGUUAACAGUGAACUGUGCGGGUGUGGGCUGUUUCUGUUAUCAUGUAUAUUUUCGAAAAUAAAACUGAAAGUCCUGGAUUCAUCUCCAAUUGCUAAUCUUUAUUUUACUGUUAUGUGUGUAUAUUUUCAUAUAUAUGUAUUUUUAAACUUUUGAAAUUGUAGACGACAUACUUCAUCCCUAAAUAUCUCAGCAUGCAUUGUCUCAGAAUAAGGACAUCCUUCAAAAGAAAAACCCAUUAGUACAACAAAAAGUUAACAGUAAUUUUUUAAAAAUCAUCUUCUAAUACCAGCUGUAUUCAUAUUUUCUCACAUGUCCCAGGAAUGUCUUACACUUUUAAAAACCAGGAUUUAAUCAAUCAUACAUUGUAUUUGAUUUUCUGCCUUAGUUUUCAAAAAUCUAGAAGAGUUCUUCCCUUUUUUUAAAUCCCACCAUUCAUUGACUUUUUGAAGAGGCCAGUCCAGUUAGAUUGUCCCUCAUACCAGAUUUGCCUUACCCCACUUUGAGAAAUACUGUUCCAUCUUAUUUUCAGUGACUCUGAUUACUUCUAUGUAUGUUAAAUCUUCUUUGCCUAAUUUUUUUAUCAUUUCUGUUUUUUCUUUUUACCCCUCAGUUUCAUUUUCUUGGCUCUUUGAAUUGUCUUCAAUUUUGAGAUGUUUGUCUUCUUCCAUUUUCUUCCCUGAUUUCAAUCAGCAGGCAUUUCACAUUUUCAUGUAGUUUGUCCAGUUCUGAGUUUUUGAAUUUCUAAUUUGAUUUUUUUUUUUGGUGUCUAUAUUUACACUUACCUCAUUAGUAUAUUGUGUUAAUAGUUUUUUUCUGUUCUGAGCAUCUUCAUCCAUCUGAAAUUUCUCCUUUUCAAUUUUCUCUAUAGAGUGACUUUCAUUAUUUUCUGGUGAUUUGUGUGUGUGUUUUGCAUUACCAGCAGUACCAGGUAAUCAAAUGGGAAGUGAAGGGUUUGAAUUUGUUCAAGAAUAACCUCUAUGAAGUAGUUUUUGUGAAAUGAGGUAUCUUUCAGUAAUAAAGCCUUUUAUGGGUAGAGUCUGUCUUCUGAUAUUUUAUAGUGCUUUAAAAAAUCUUUUUUGCUUUGAAAUCAUUACA
This is a messenger RNA of Zalophus californianus (California sea lion), 2978 nucleotides long. RefSeq names its product regulator of microtubule dynamics 1 (gene RMDN1). Lineage: Eukaryota; Metazoa; Chordata; Mammalia; Carnivora; Otariidae. The coding region runs from base 282 to 1109 and encodes 275 amino acids. Gene Ontology annotation, molecular function: microtubule binding. Gene Ontology annotation, cellular component: cytoplasm; mitotic spindle pole; spindle microtubule. The record is from RefSeq and is a predicted model, not a curated record. The transcript is spliced from 11 exons.